AUGAAAAGCAAAUUUAGACAACUGAAUGAAGCUGAGUUCAAAGGAGUAGCUGAGAAGAUAGAUCAAGCCAGACAAACCAUUCAUCAAAUACAAAGCCAGAUGCAAAAUAGCUAUAGUGACCUACUGCAAGAACAAGAGAAAGAAUGGUUGCAAAAGUUGGAGACAUGGUCAAUGGUGGAAGAGAAGAUACUACAACAAAAGGCAAGAAACUGGAUCAAGUUGGGUGAUGCCAAUAAUAAGUUCUUCUCUGCAGUAAUAAAGGAGAGACAACAGAGGAAACAACUUGUUGAGCUACAAACACUGUCAGGAAAUACCAUAACAGAUCAUGCAGCUAUAAAGGAGGAGAUUGUAUCCUUCUACAAAAGCUUAAUGGGUACUAGUGCACAUGUACUUCUGGCUGUGGACAAGAUGGUAAUGAGGAAAGGACCUACUCUGACAAAGCAACAUCAACAAGACUUGAUAGCUAAAGUUACUUGUCAAGAGAUAGAUGAAGCUUUGAAAGGGAUAGGAAAUGAUAAAGCACCAGGUAUAGAUGGGUACAAUGCAUAA
Messenger RNA from Nicotiana attenuata, 549 nucleotides. RefSeq lists its product as uncharacterized. The record is from RefSeq and is a predicted model, not a curated record. The transcript has a single exon. Bases 1 to 549 code for a protein of 182 amino acids. NCBI's taxonomy places the organism in Eukaryota, Viridiplantae, Streptophyta, Magnoliopsida, Solanales, Solanaceae.